This is a messenger RNA of Naegleria gruberi, 2175 nucleotides long. RefSeq lists its product as uncharacterized. The coding region runs from base 1 to 2175 and encodes 724 amino acids. NCBI's taxonomy places the organism in Eukaryota, Heterolobosea, Eutetramitea, Acrasida, Naegleriidae. The transcript has a single exon. The record is from RefSeq and is a predicted model, not a curated record.
AUGAACACAAUAAUUGAAAAUCCGAAUAUUGAUUUUGGGAUUGUUUUGUCCUUUGAUCAAUCAUUAUAUGCAAAGAAGAAGGAGAAGAAUACCAUCAAGUACUUUCUCUCCUCUGAAAUAUUGACAGAGAAUAUAAAUCCCUUCCUUGAUACCUAUGAUUUAAUAUUUGGAUUAAUGCCAGCACUCGAGAAGAGUUUCAUCUCACGAGAGGAGUAUGAAAGAUCACUGGUAGCCAAUUUUAAAAACUCCCUUCCAUCAAAGAAUAGUCAAGUUAGAUUUGAGGAAUUUAUUCAUCAAUUUGCUUUUAGGAGUCUGAAGAGAGUAUUAUCAAAGAUUCCACUCGAGUAUAUUGGUAAUUCAUAUAAAUCACUGAUUGGGUGUGUUGAUGAGAGGGAAAGAGAAGCUUGUGUUAAAGUAUGUGGUGAUUCCGAGUCCUUGUCGUACUUUCUCUUAUCGACAACAACUUACUUGUUGAAUGAUCAACCUCUUUCUUAUAAUCCAACACAAUAUUUGCCAAUAAGAUUGUGGCUCAAGUUGAAUAAGAAGAUUAUCUAUCAGUGGAGAAGCUUAACUUUUACCAUUCCGAAUAUUAAAUCCUAUUUCCUUGUGGAUAAUCAAGAGGAGGUCAAGAAUGUUCAUAUUGAUAAUGUGAGGUGGAAUGUUCAUGUAUCUAUUGGAGAACAAGUGAAUUGGGGAUCUGAUGAAGAGGAAACUAUUUCAAUUCCUGCAAGAUUAUGCGAUUCUGUCACACUCAGAAAAGUUACAAGCUAUCAAUCAUUAAUCCAAUUGAGAUUCAACAAGAAUGACCUCUGUAAAAAAUUGGAACUUUUACUCAAUCAUGGAAUUAGCCCAUCAAAUAAUGCGUAUGUGAAAGUUACACAAGACAAUUUGAAAAAUGUCUUGCAACAGUUUUUCCAAGACCACAUUUCCAAGUUACAAGAAAUUUGUAGUGCAUUUACAAAGAGGUCAUCAAGCUAUGAAUCUCCAUUCGAAAGACCAUGGAUUAUUCCAAAAUGGAUUCAAGUAAGAGGUGAUUUACAAGUGUCUCAAAGUCAGUCUCUCAUUAAGCAUUACAUUAUUGAUGUCCAAGAUUUUGACAUUUUGGAAACAGUUCGUGAGAAGCAAACGCUUUCCAAUCUCAGAGGAAAUGCUAUUUUGAAGAAUAUUCAACACUUUUUAUCAAACCCUGAGGAGUUAAGUUCAAGAUAUAUUGGUUCUCUCGUUUAUUGUAAAGAAGCAACCCUUCUCGAUCAAGAUGUGAGGGAUAACAAGAGAUUAACUCUAAAAGUUGAACCAUACUCUGCCUCUGUAAAAUUGCACAGAAACUUAUGGGAAAGAACAAAGGGUCUCUUUUCAGAAUUUAAUCCAAAGGAAGUUCUGGAGAAUAAUUCUACUCAGCUCAAUGUUUUCACAUUAUAUCAUAUCCAUCCAAAGUUAUUUUCCAAUUAUAAUUUGCUGUGGCCAAAUACCAUUGGAAGAAUACGUCCACUCAAAUUCCUCCUCAAGCCAGGAGACUUGAUAGAAUUCAAGGGUAGAUUAUUGGAUACAAAUCAAAUUUUAGCAUAUGACAUUAGACUCAAUUCACCAUAUCUUUUCAUAAGCACUCCAGCAGAGCUUGUAAAUAUCAUUUUAUAUAAGGGAUCACUGCUUUCCCUCUCUUUGUAUUUAACAUACAAAUUGUACAAGGAAUAUAUGGAAUACUUGAACGAAAGUCCUGAUCGAUCAAUGCCACUCUCUCAAUUCUUGGCAACGAGACUUACAAUUGAAAUUUUUAAAUUGCAAAUAGGAUUGGCUCUGUAUUAUUUAUUUAUUAAUUGGCCUUCUCUUGUACUCAAAUGUAUUAGUGAUAGAUUCAGUAAGAAAGUUCCAGGAAUGGACAAGCAAAUUGGUAAGGUGGUAGAAAACAUUUCAGCCCUCAUCUUGUUUGUCUACUUGAUUGAAGCCAAGUUAUCCAAUAAUACGUCUUUCCUUCAUCGAAAGGGAGCCGAGCUCAUUAAUGGAUAUUUGAUUUGGAUUGCUCGCCGGUACCUCCUCUUCUUUGGUUACAGAUCUGCCUAUCAAUCACUUCCAUCUCUCUAUUCUAUUGGUAAACGAGUAGUUGGAUAUGCUAGACAAAAGUUUUAUCAGGCCCGUUGGUUCGUAAUUGACACAUUCUUUAACAAACCACAACAUUAA